AUGGCACUUCCCAAAUUCAACCUCUACAUCAACGGCCAAGAACGCGAAGGCGGCAAUGGUUAUGAAGAGACAAUAAAUCCCUAUACACAGAGACCAUGGGCUCAGAUCGCUCAAGCAUCUGUCCAGGACGUGGACGAUGCAGUUCGCGCCGCAGAAGCUGCAUUCCCCGCUUGGGCUGCAUUGCCGGGCCUACAACGCGCUCGACUGAUGCACAUACUUGCGGAUUUGAUCGAGGAGGAAGCUGAUACUCUAUCCAAGAUCGAAACGUCAGAUAAUGGCAAGAUGAGACGCGAAACCAAAAGCCAGAUGCUGUUCUCUGCCAGAAAUUAUAGGUUCUUCGCAGGUAUGGCCGACAAACUGAACGGCGAGGUCAAGCCCAUGGAUAACCCAUCCUUGUUCGAUUACACGCUCCGCGAAGCGUAUGGGCCAUGUGCUCUCAUCACUCCAUGGAAUAGCCCAAUCUCCGUGCUAACCAACAAGCUACCGCCAUGUCUGGCUAGUGGCAACACCUGCGUCGUCAAGCCGAGCGAGUUUACCACCGCCAGCACCCUAUACUUUGCCAAAAUUAUUGAACGGGCAGGGUUCCCGCCUGGGGUAUUCAAUGUCGUAUCAGGGAAAGCCGACGUUGGAAAAGCACUGGUCACACAUCCCGCAAUUAAUCUGAUCAGCUUCACGGGCAGUGUAGGGGUAGGCCGACUUAUUGCUCAGCAAGGCGCCGAGAACAUAAGGCCAGUAGUGCUCGAGCUAGGGGGGAAGUCAGCAAACGUUAUUCUCGAUGACGCUGAGUUAUAUCGUGCCAUACCUGGAAGUGUGGCAGGCAUUUUUGCUGCUUCGGGUCAAUCCUGUAUCGCGGGCUCCCGACUGCUAGUUCAGAGGAGUGUAUACGACAAGGUCGUCCAAGGUAUUCUCGACACCGUCAAAUCGUCCCGCUUCGGUGAUCCCGAAGACCUAAACACCGACAUAGGUCCCGUCGUCCAUAAAGGUCAGCGCGAGGCCAUUCUGCGACAUAUUGAGAAGGCACAACAGGACGGAGCAGAACUCGUCGCGGGCGGUAAGGAAGAGAGUGAAAAGCUUGGUGGUCUUUUCGUGGCCCCGACUAUCUUCAAAAACGUCGAUCCGAGUAGUUCCCUAGCGAACACAGAAGUCUUUGGGCCUGUUUUGGCCAUUAUUCCGUUCGACUCGGACGAAGAGGCAAUCAAGAUUGCAAACUCGACUCAAUUUGGCCUUGCCGCUGCGGUAUGGACGACGAGCUUGAGACGCGCACACGACAUGGCGAGUAAGCUACAUGCUGGCCAGAUCUGGGUCAACACCUAUCGCCAGAGCUCUGCAACUGCGCCAUUUGGAGGAUAUGGCCAUAGUGGCUAUGGCAAAGAGCGAGGAGUGGAAGCAUUACUCGAAUAUACGCGCUUGAAAAAUGUCAUGAUGGACCUCGGCAAUGAAGCUCGCGAUCCUUUCUCGAUCAAGCUCUAG
Fonsecaea multimorphosa CBS 102226 is the source of this 1470-nucleotide messenger RNA. RefSeq lists its product as uncharacterized. The coding region runs from base 1 to 1470 and encodes 489 amino acids. The record is from RefSeq and is a predicted model, not a curated record. The transcript has a single exon. Lineage: Eukaryota; Fungi; Ascomycota; Eurotiomycetes; Chaetothyriales; Herpotrichiellaceae. Gene Ontology annotation, molecular function: aldehyde dehydrogenase (NAD+) activity.